AUGGCAGACCCUCUCGCCUUGCAGCCGGUGCUGCUCCGCAUGGCGGACGCGCUUCCGACGCACCCCAAGGAUGACACCACAUCCGACAUCAGCAGCAGCUACGAGCUGCCCGCCCUUCUCUCCCAUGCUAUCAUGUCGGCACUCGGAUUCCGCCUUCUUGGCUUCGACGAGGAGAAGAGGAUAGAGGACGAGAUCCAGAAACUCGUCCCCCGACUUCCUCCUUCGUGGAACAACGGCUUCGGCGCCAUUCGUUUUGUAUACGCGCACAAGCAAUCCUCCAUGAUAUCCAUCAUUCGCGUUAGCCGCGUCGGCAGCAAGGUCGAAAUCAGUGGCAUGGCAGAGGGCCACAACGUCAUUCACCGAUUCGAGGUCACGACCAAAGACCUAGUCGAUUCGUCCAAGCUGCCCCUGCGCAUCACACUGACAGAAGACGGACCCGAGGACAGGAGCGACCUUGUCCAGAAACUUGAGCAGGCUUUUGUCUCCUCGAGUGCGGUCGAAGACUUUAUCAAGCAAUUCAAGCAGAAGAUCGUACAGAAGCUCAUUCCGAAGCUCCAGCACGAGGGAUACACCGAGACACCUGACGACCGGGACGCGACGGAGCAGGCGCAGCAGGAGGCUCGGAGAGAAGCCGGACGAGAGCCAGGACAUCCCUUCCCCGGAAGGAGGCCGCAGCCCGAACACCCCUACCCGAUUCACGAUCCGCUGGCUGGCCCGCCUCGACGCCCGAUUCCUGCGGGCGACUUCCCUCCCCCGGGUUUCGAGGACGAGCAUGAGAUCAACGGCCCGCUGCGUCCUCUUGGUGGUCCCGCGCGGUCACCAUUCAACAUCGGUCAUGAUGACCUGAACCCGCCCGGUCUCGGACCUCACGACCCUUUGAGACCUUCCUUCAUCGGUGGAGGUCUUCCCCGUCCCGGAGGUGGGGGCGGAAUGCACCCCACGUUCGAUGAUCCUCUGUUUGGUGGUCCUGGAGCAGGGGGUGACGGCGGUCUCGAUCCUCAGGCGCCGCCAGGUGCUAGAUGGGACCCCGUUGGCCCUGGUGGCAUUCCCAGACAUGGCGGAAGGGGAGGGCCCUUCGGCGGCGGCGGCGGCUUCGGUGGAGGCUUUGGCGGAGGAUUCGGCGGUGAUAUUAUCUAA
Molecule: messenger RNA, 1137 nt
Organism: Colletotrichum karsti
Lineage: Eukaryota; Fungi; Ascomycota; Sordariomycetes; Glomerellales; Glomerellaceae
Product: pi31 proteasome regulator
Exons: 2
Coding region: 1-1137 (378 amino acids)
Biological process (GO): proteasome-mediated ubiquitin-dependent protein catabolic process
Molecular function (GO): endopeptidase inhibitor activity; proteasome binding
Source: RefSeq, a predicted model, not a curated record